This is a messenger RNA of Rubroshorea leprosula, 1250 nucleotides long. The record is from the annotation of a GenBank genome assembly. Lineage: Eukaryota; Viridiplantae; Streptophyta; Magnoliopsida; Malvales; Dipterocarpaceae.
GAAAUAAUCCCGCAUCCUGGCGGCGCGGCCUCUUACGAGCUCAUCGUCGUCGGCAGCCAAAUUCCAUUUUCACCUGCUAAUUGGAGCUUCGGAACGAGCACUAGAAUCCGAUUGCAUUCUCUCAUUUUCAGUUUGCUUGAGGAGGAAUUGCUAGCUGAGAUGUAUGGUGCUGACCGUUUGUGCCAUGGAUAGUUAGGGAAAGGUUUCGUUUUGUGCCAUGCCAUGAGCUUCGUGUAUUUUAGAUGUUGUGUUCUUGAACAUCUUCUCCUGUUUUUCCUACAUCAGAACUCCACAGAUUACACAUGGAACCAGAAGAACCCACUGCCAUCAGAACCACCUUGGACUCUCCAUCUUUGUCACCACAGCCCCGUCAGAUUUGCAGCACUUGUGACCGCCCAUUCCUAGUAUGCCUGUGUCAUGCCCUCCCAACCACUCCACUCCCGACCAGAACCAAGGUGCUGAUCCUCCAACACCCCCACGAGUCACGUCAUAAGCUCAACACGACCCCUCUCAUUUCUAAAUCCCUCCAAAAUGCCACCAUUAUCUCUUCUCGUAGGCUCCAACCCCAUCAUGUCGCUGAUCACUCCACUCCUGCUAUCUACCUCUUUCCCCCCUCUCCUUCCACACCCACCUACGCCCUCUCUGAACUCCAAUCCUCCAAUCUCCUUAACUACCAAACUACCCCACUGCUUCUAAUAGUCUUUGACGGCACCUGGAAGCAUGCUAAGGAGAUGGUUAGUGCAAGCGAGGGGGUUUUGAAGGGUUUUGCUUUGAGAGUAUCCUUGGAUGGAGUUGAUGAAAAUGCCACUGGUGGGAGUAUUUACAACAAUGAAUUGGUUUUGAGGAAGGAGCCAUUUGGAGGAUGUGUGAGUACAUUGGAGGCGGUGGCUAGGUGCUUGGGGGUCAUUGAGCCCAACGGAAAGCUGAUUGAAGAGGUCUUGAUUGGGAUUCUGAGGGAGAUGGUAAGAUUGCAAGCUGGAUUCUUGAAGCCACUCAAGCCCAGGCCCAAGUUGUUGAAGAAAAGCAAGCAAAAGGACAGUGAGCCAUAGAUGGAAUUUGCCCCUAUUAUUUGACACAUCAACUGAUCAAUGCAUAAACAAGCUGGCACAUUGGAGCUCUGAGGACAAAAGCACAAGCAAAUCCAAAAUCCUUACUAGGUGACAAAACAUUGGUCAUUGUUGUGUAAUCCAAUGAUACUGGCUUACCUAACACUUAAAUCCCACCCAUUAUAAUAAGAUAUUAUCAGCUCG